UCCGCCUGAUUGGCAGCCGCACGCGCGUCGGGGGUUGCCAGGGCAACGGGUCUCAGAGUUGCGAGUCAGUGCUAACCUGAGCCAGUCGGCCUCCGGCGAAGGGAGCAAGCGAGGCCGGAGGGCGGACGGCGGAGCGCGGCCCGUGGCGCGCGGCGGCUGGGCCCCAGGAGGGCGCCUCCUCCCGGCCAGGCACGGCCCCCCUCCCCGCGCAGGGGCAGGCCGGGGCGGGGGGCCCCGGAGCCGGCGCGGCCUUGGCCCCGUCGAGGAGACCGGGGGUUCGCGAGGGCGGGGCGAUGCCGGGCGGCGGCGGCGGCCCCGGCUGGGGCCCGUGACCAUGGGCAUAGCCGAGUCCAUGCCGGACGAGCUGCCAUCGGACGCGGAGGAGCAACUGCGCAAUGGCGAGGAGCAGUUGGAGCUGAGCGGGAGGCGGCUGCGGCGGCUGCCCAGCGCCGUGUGCGCUCUGAGCCGCCUGCAGAAGCUGUACGUGAGCGGCACGGGGCUGCGCGAGCUGCCCGAGGAGAUCGAGGAGCUGCGCGAGCUGCGCAUCCUGGCUCUCGACUUUAACAAACUCGAACGCCUGCCCGACGGUCUGUGUCGCCUGCCGCGCCUCACGCGCCUCUACCUGGGCAGCAACCGGCUGCCGGCACUGCCCAACGACUUCGCGCAGCUGCAGAGCCUGCGCUGCCUCUGGAUCGAGGGCAACUUCCUGCGGCGUUUCCCGCGGCCGCUUCUGCGCUUGGUGGCGCUGCAGUCGCUGCAGAUGGGCGACAACCGGUUGCGUGCGCUGCCCGCGGAGCUGCCGCGCAUGACGGGCCUGCGCGGCCUCUGGCUCUACGGCAACCGUUUCGAGGAGUUCCCGCCCGCAUUGCUGCGCAUGGGCCGCCUGCACAUCCUCGACCUAGACCGCAACCGCCUGGGCGGCUUCCCCGACCUGCACCCGCUACGCGCCCUGCGCGUCUUCUCCUACGACCACAACCCGGUCACUGGGCCCCCCCGCGUCGCCGACACGGUCUUCCUUGUGGGCGAGGGCGCCGUCGAGCGCAUGGCCGAGCGCGACGAACCCACGCCCCGGCCGCCGCCCAGGCGCCCAGCGCGGGUCUUUGAGGAUGAGGAGGAAGAAGACCUGCUCAUAGGGGGCGGGAGCUCCCGGGCUCUGGGGCCCCCCGUGGACAGCCUCUGCGCCCUGGAAGCAGCUCCAGGACUGGGCACCUGAACCUGUGCUCUAGGUGUUUGGGCCUCGGCCACUCUGGGAGGAGGGCCUCUGGGAAGGUUUGUGGGAACGGUGGGUCCCUACUUGAGGCAGGGAAGGGGUCUCUUUGGGCAAGCUGCCGGGGACAGGCAGGCCUGGGGGUCAUCUUCAGACAUUCCAGGGUAGUGAAAAGACUGCCUACUGGCUGGUCUCUGGGCGGUCUUCAGGCCAACAAGUCCCGGUUCCGUCCAGUUCUUAUAGCUCCUUCUGGUCCCUGAUAGAGUCACUGACAACACAGUGGUAAAGGCACCAGCUUCUUCCUGGAACCAGGGUCACACUGACCAUGGAAUCAUCCCCUUGGCAGAGUCUGGAGGCUCAGGGCACCCAGCAACCUCCCUCCUCCUGGAGUCUGGGUCUUCUAGGUCCACCCUUUCUGGCGCAGGAGCCGCUACCUCUGGUGUGGACCACAUGCCUGCUUGAGGAAGCACUGCCCCCAGAAGAAGGCCUGGCCCAGGGGCAGGGGUUGGAGUUGGGGCUGGUGCCCAGGACAGACAGGUGUGGGAAACCGGGAUUGGGGCCCUAACCAUAGCUGCCCUUGUUCCUCCACCGGGGAUCAUGGUACAUACCUCCCUCCCCAGGUCCCCUAAAUUUUGUGUGGGGAAGGGGGGACUCAGAAGGCAAGGUCUCUGCCCUUGCCUUUUACUCUGUUCUGUUCUUCCAGCCUGUGCCUGGAAUCUUGCUGGGAAAGAGAACAUUCCCUCCCUUCCCCACAGCCUGAGUCUUCCAGCUGUCAAGUUUGAAAAGAAGCCACUGUGCCUCUAGGGCCUCCUGCACUGGAGAGAGAGGCUCUCUACUCUGGGCGGCUGCUCCAGUGUAGCCACUGCCUGUACUCUCCAUUCCCUUAAAUGGGCACCAUCGGGGUGGCUGGCAUGGCGUGGGGCAUGGGACGAGCACUGUGUGCCUCCACUCCGUCACCAGGACAGCCUCCGGGGGUGAGGAGUGAGGCCUCGCUCUGCAAUUCCCAGGGCCAGAUCUUUCCCAUCCAAGCAAUAAUGGGAGGAGGGCCCAGGGCCAGGGCCGCUCAGGGACACUGUCGGGGGCAGGGCCCCCUCCAUGGUAGCGUUUUCUUUAGGAAGAAAAAAAAAAACUGGCUGUAAACAUAAAUUAUAUUUCUCGGAGAAAGAAUGUGCGUUUCCCACAUGCCUGUUUAUUUAUAAGCCCUGGGAGCACUGGGUCCCGUUGCUGUGGGGACCGUGGGCUCCCUCUGGCACUGCCCUCUGUCCAUGUGCUCCAGCUCUGUGUCACAGUGGCCCUGGCCAACUGUUGUAUCCUGUCUGGGGAACAAGAGCUUGUCUUCAGUCACAAAUGGCUUUGGCUGCGCUCUCAUCUGGCUGUAUCUUACUCUCUGCCACCUGGCCACCGCCCGUCACCCCCAGUCCCCCUUCCUUGGUCUUCUCCAGCUUAAUCCUCAAAUUCCUGACUCUUAAUAUGUUUCUGAAUCUCAAGCUUGGUUGACCUUUCUCUAUUCUUUCACUGGCACUGACCCCCAUCCUCCCUGUCUGAGUCUAUUCUUCCCUCCUUCCAUCUCCCUGGCUCCAUUUUCCUCUCUCUGUCUCUCCCUCUUAGUCUUUUUUUUUUUUUAACUCAGUCAUUACUUUCUCCCCUCACUGUUCAGAAAAAAAAGAAAGUAUAAAUAUUUAAAGAAAGAGAGAAACUUGUAAUACCUCAAGCCUAGAGGCCCAUCUCCCUUGAGAAGAUGCUGCCAGGCCACCAUCACCAUGGCAACAGGGAUGAUGUCAUUCAAGGCCCAAAGGUCAGGCCUGGCCCAGCAGCUCUGCUGGCCACUGGGCUGGACCUGGGGGUUAGGAGGAGGCUGGGGAUAGAUCUGAAGGAGGCAGCUUGGGAGAGCGAAGGCCUCCAAUGGACAGAAAGUGCUCUUAGGGUGGGAAAGAUUGGACGCUGCCUCCUUCUCAAGGAGGAAGAGGAGUGCGGGGGUUGGCUGCAGACCUUGUCCCUCCCAGGGCUCCUCAGGUGCCCAUGCUCCCCCUGUUGAGGUUCCAUCAGGGCCAGUGGUCCCUCCUGGGGUCUUGGAACUUGCAGGAAGGAACUUGAGUUCUCAGUCACUCAGGUGGGGUAGGAGUGUCAGCCAUCCAGACUGUCCUCUUGCCCCGUGAUUCCUAUGAUGGCAUAUUCCCCUGGGCCUAGAAUCAGAAGGCAUGGAUUUCAGUCCUGGGACUUCCCUGGUGGUACAGUGGUUAGGAAUCUUCCUGCCAGUGCAGGGGACAUGGGUUCGAUUCCUGGUCCGGGAAGAUCCCACAUGCCGCGGAGUAACUAAGCCCGUGCGCCACAAGAGCCACAACUACUGAGCCUGCGUGCCACAACUACUGAAGCCCGCGCACCUAGAUCCCGUGCUGCGCAAUAAGAGAAACCACCGCAAUGAGGAGCCCUUGCUCGCCACAACUAGAGAAAGUCCGUGCGCAGAAACGAAGACCCA
Messenger RNA from Orcinus orca (killer whale), 3683 nucleotides. RefSeq names its product leucine rich repeat containing 10B (gene LRRC10B). Lineage: Eukaryota; Metazoa; Chordata; Mammalia; Artiodactyla; Delphinidae. The record is from RefSeq and is a predicted model, not a curated record. The transcript has a single exon. Gene Ontology annotation, molecular function: protein binding. The coding region runs from base 335 to 1213 and encodes 292 amino acids.